Cydia amplana is the source of this 1219-nucleotide messenger RNA. Its product is annotated as histidine-rich glycoprotein-like. The coding region runs from base 109 to 1182 and encodes 357 amino acids. The record is from RefSeq and is a predicted model, not a curated record. Lineage: Eukaryota; Metazoa; Arthropoda; Insecta; Lepidoptera; Tortricidae. The transcript has 4 exons.
UUGACCGCGCGCGCCCGCUUGAGCAAAUAUCAUUGUUUACUUAUUCUUAUUCGCAAUCUACCGACUUUGAAAGGUAUAAAAGAAAAAAACACAACGCUUGCAGCAGUGAUGAAGUUACUGUGGUUGUUGUUAGUUGUUGCGGUGGCCGCUCAGCUCGAUGACACCAUCGAGGAAGAGGAGCUGGAAGACCCUUACAAUGAAGAAGAUUAUGAGCAUUCUAGAGACAAAAGAAACAUAGAUGACGAACAUUCUAGAACCAGACGAGAUAUAGAAGAUGAUGAUCCUUAUGAAGAGAUUUAUAGGACGCGGCGGGAUAUUCAUGGACCGUUUGAAGACCAUUCUAGAGCCGGGCGUGAGAUAAAUGGCGAUUAUGAAGAGAAUUAUAGGACACGUCGACAUGUGCAGGAAGGUCCGUUUGAAGAGCAUAUACGAGUGAAGAGAUGCACAUACGAAGAUGUCCCGUUAAGCCGCGUCCGUCGCUCAUUAAGAACUCCUCGCCAAGUCCAUCAAUAUGAGGUCCAUGAGUUUACAGAUGGGGAAAGUUAUCCAUCACCUCCUUAUGAAGAAAUGCUAGCGGCUAGCGCCGAGCAUUAUCAUAAAGUAUACGCAGCUCCAAAUACGAGGCCAGAUAGCUCCAGUGGUUUCAAGCACGAUCACCACGUAGACAAAGGUGCUAAGGGCUUCAAAACGGAUGAGCUGCAUCGUAAAGAAUAUGAGGAAGCAGAAGGAAAGAAGAAGAAACACCAUGAUAAAGCAGACCAUAAGGGCAGCCAUGAGGAACAGGCUCAUGGGCAUAAGGGGUCUAAGUUCGAUGAGAAGAAGGGGCAUAAGAAGGGACACAAAACGAAAGGCUACCACAACAAAUAUCACAAAGACGAGUUCCACAAAGAGCACAAGUUCUACGAUGACUACCACAAGAGCGGGGAACACCAUCGAUACGGCAAAUUCAACGCGAAACACGCCAGCAAUGAGAGCGGGAAGAAGAAGGCACAUCAUGUUAAUGCUGGACAUGACUUCGUUGAGAGAGGGAAGAAGGGAUACAGCAACAAGGGCCAUCUGGACGCGGACCACAAAGGGUACAACGGCAAGCAAGGCCACGAGGAACACCACGAGAAGCACUCCUCACACGGCAAGAAAGGGGGCAAAGAGGGGGGCUCGCACUGGAAACAUGUCAAGAACUAACUACAAUGAUGUGCAAGGUACGGAAAGUCUCCUAAAA